Messenger RNA from Silurus meridionalis, 3899 nucleotides. It is a transcript of the gene smo, whose product is annotated as smoothened, frizzled class receptor. Bases 666 to 3131 code for a protein of 821 amino acids. Gene Ontology annotation, cellular component: plasma membrane; dendrite; cilium. The transcript is spliced from 12 exons. Gene Ontology annotation, biological process: commissural neuron axon guidance; positive regulation of smoothened signaling pathway; central nervous system development. The record is from RefSeq and is a predicted model, not a curated record. Lineage: Eukaryota; Metazoa; Chordata; Actinopteri; Siluriformes; Siluridae. Gene Ontology annotation, molecular function: patched binding; transmembrane signaling receptor activity.
AGUUUGGCUUUUUAGGAACAAAGUUGGUGCCAAAAUUGUGCGCGCAUGAGGAAGGUACAUAAAUCCAAUCUGACCUGAUUUAUUUGUUUAUUUAUUUUUUUUGUAGUCUAUAACACUUCUUUUUCUUUCUUUUUUGUUGGGGAAAAAUCUGGGGGCAGAACCAGCAGCCUGGGGAUCGAGUUACACUCUCGGAGGCCAGUUCUUUUCCUUUUUUUUCCCUCCUCCAUCUGAAAAGUGGGGGAUGGUGAUGAAGCCAUUCUGUACUUUCUUUCCUUUCUUUUUUUUAAUCGUCUUCAGGACUUUUUUUUAGUAAAAGAAAAUCCUACAAUUCCGACUUUUUUGCUUUCUUUUUGGUUUUUACGCACCCGAUUUUACGCACCGAGAUGAAGACCACACGUUACUUCAUGCGUCCGAGUCGAAAGUUUUGAUUUGAGGAAUGUAAUAAAGAAGAAGAAAACAGACGGAACUCCUGGAAGGAAAAAAAAAGAAUAAUAAUACAAAUUCGCUACUAUGUGACAAAUCUUCGAAUCAUGGUUUCGGAUUUGAUGUCGGAAACACUUUUGGUUGCAGGCCGCUUUUAUUGGCACGAAGAAAAAUAAUAAUAAAAAAAGGAGAUAAAGAAUUGGAAAGGAUUUUAUUGGGGAAAUUUGUUGUCGGUGUCCAAAAUGUCCUCCAGCUCCAUUGUUUUUGGAUUUGGGAUGCUCUGGGUUUGGGUUGGUACUGUGAUGGUGAGUCAGGACGUGAUGUUAUACAAAAAUGAAACCAUGUUGAACAAUUUUUGCAAGAAAACGACAACUUGUGAAGUGUUGAAGUACAAUACGUGUCUCGGGUCUCCUUUGCCCUACACGCACACGUCUCUGGUGCUGGCUGAAGACUCCGAGACGCAAGAAGAAGCGUUUGAGAAGUUGGCCAUGUGGUCGGGUUUGAGAAAUGCACCUCGGUGCUGGGCCGUCAUCCAGCCUUUACUGUGUGCUGUUUACAUGCCCAAGUGUGAGAACGGCAAGGUGGAGCUCCCCAGCCAGACCCUGUGCCAGGCAACCCGUCGACCCUGCAGCAUAGUGGAACAGGAGCGAGGGUGGCCCAACUUCCUGAAAUGUGAGAACACGGACAAGUUUCCCCUUGGUUGCCAGAAUGAGGUGCAAAAACUCAAAUUCAAUACAUCAGGAAAAUGCGAAGCUCCUCUGGUCAAAACUGACAUCCAGGCCAGCUGGUACAAGGACGUAGAGGGUUGUGGCAUUCAGUGUGACAAUCCACUCUUCACGGAGGAGGAGCACAAUGACAUGCAUGGCUACAUCGCUAUUUUCGGAUCGAUCACCCUGCUUUGCACUUUCUUUACGUUGGCAACGUUUCUCGCCGACUGGAAAAACUCCAACCGCUACCCGGCGGUAAUCCUCUUCUACGUCAAUGCCUGCUUCUUCGUGGGCAGCAUCGGGUGGCUCGCUCAGUUCAUGGAUGGCGCUCGUAAAGAGAUCGUGUGCAAAAGUGACAACACCAUGCGGCUCGGAGAGCCUUCAUCGACAGAGACGCUUUCAUGUGUUAUCAUCUUUAUCAUCGUGUACUACUCCUUGAUGUCAGGGGUCAUCUGGUUUGUUAUGCUCACCUACGCAUGGCACACAUCUUUCAAAGCCUUGGGCACAACGCAGCAACCUCUUUCUGGAAAGACAUCCUACUUCCACCUGGUCACAUGGUCCAUCCCGUUUAUCCUUACAGUGGCAAUACUGGCCAUUGCACAGGUCGACGGAGACUCUGUUAGUGGAAUCUGCUUUGUUGGCUACAAAAACUACAGAUACCGUGCUGGGUUUGUUCUGGCGCCGAUCGGAGUGGUGCUCACCAUUGGUGGCAAUUUCCUUGUCAGAGGUGUCAUGACAUUAUUUUCCAUCAAAAGUAACCAUCCAGGACUGCUGAGUGAAAAAGCUGCGAGCAAAAUCAACGAGACCAUGCUGAGACUUGGCAUAUUUGGUUUUCUAGCAUUCGGUUUUGUCCUUAUCACUUUCGGAUGUCAUUUCUAUGACUUCUUCAACCAGGCGGAGUGGGAAAGGAGCUUUAGGGAAUUUGUACUGUGUGAAGCUAAUGUCACUAUAGCUCACCAGACCAAGAAACCGAUCCCGGAGUGCACCAUUAAAAACCGUCCCAGUCUUUUGGUGGAGAAGAUCAAUCUGUUUUCUAUGUUCGGUACCGGCAUCGCCAUGAGCACAUGGGUGUGGACCAAAGCCACUAUUCUCAUUUGGAAGCGUACGUGGUGUAGGAUAAUUGGACGCAGUGACGACGAGCCGAAGCGCAUCAAGAAGAGCAAGAUGAUAGCCAAAGCAUUCUCCAAGAGGAAGGAACUCCAAAUGGACCCUGAGAAAGAACUGUCUUUUAGCAUGCACACGGUCUCCCAUGAGGGACCUGUGGCGGGUAUUAACUUCGAACUAAACGAGCCGUCCAUGGAAAUGUCCUCUGCCUGGGCACAGCAUGUGACAAAGAUGGUGGCAAGACGAGGUGCCAUUUUACCUCAGGACAUCUCAGUUACGCCUACUGGGACACCUGUGCCUCCUCCAGAAGCUCGGAACAAGCUGUGGAUGGUCGAAGCCGACAUCUCCCCCGAGAUGCUGAAACGUAAAAAGAAAAAGAAGAAGAGGAAGAAGGAGGUGCGCACGGUAGCACCAACCGGAGCGGACUCGAACCCUCGUCACAGAGAGUUCGGUUCCAGCGCUGUUCCCCGCCUCCCCAAGCUCCCGGCGCAUCGGAGCCUCGUGGCUAAUCUGUGGGAGCGACAACGUCCGCAAGAGGAGAACGUCCUUCCAGGCUCCUUCCCGGAAUUCCGCCCUUCUUGCCCCAUUCCCUACCAGGAGAGAUAUGGAGGGCUUGGUUAUGUUUCGUCUGGUCAGCAGAGCAGGGAGACUGGCUUUAACCUCGUCAACUCACUGACGUCGAACCACUACGAGAGACGAGGUCAGUUCAAACAACCGGCCUGGCAGUCUAACGGCGGGUUCCGCUAUUCAGAGCAGGAGAUGCCUUCGCCAGUGGGUGGUGGCAGGACAGACUUUACAACACCUCGAUCAGAGGGCAGGAAACCAGUGGCUGUGCCGAUACACUCUCAAACCAACCUAAUGGAUGCAGAACUGAUGGAUGCUGACUCUGAUUUUUGAAUCUGUCCUGUAUUACGUUGCUCUGCAGAGUUUGGUUCUAAAGUGCUGGAUACUUUGCACCACAAAUUAAGAGAAAAACAUGUAAGACAUACUCGCGGUCACUGUGCCUGUAUCAGGACGUGGGGGCAGGUUUGUAUGGUAGUUAUGAGCUCCAUAAAUAGUGGGCGAUUUCUUUGUGUUUCUCAAACGAUUAAAAAGGCACAGUUGGGUUUUGACUGACUGCCUCUCUAUCUAAAAAAAAAUUGCUGCCAGUUUUGCUAUCAGUCAUGCUAAGCUAUUAAAUCUCUGAUGCACCUCAAUCUUUAAAUCCAGGCUGUGUGUUUUGAGACGAUAAAGUUGACUCAAUUGAAUAAGGUACAAGAAAAUCAGAACUUCAGCCUCAGAAUGUUACUAUACACUUUUGAGUUUGCUUCAAGUAUUGCUAAUUUUAAAUAUUAUUAGGAAUGGAGGUUUGUGUGAAUUAAAUGGCAGCUUUGCAAAUGGGUAUAAAACACAUGAUUGUUGUAGGGUUGUGUUCAGGCCACCUCGAGCAAGUCGUCUUCUGCAACUCAUUUACAUUUGCUCAUUUGGCUGAUGCUUUUCUUAAAAGUGACAUCAUAUCAUGUGAAUUUGAUAUUUGUUGAUCUCAAUGGCUGAAUGGCACCUUUGCAAAAAAAUGUGCAUUGGCCUGGAUUAUCUAUAUACACUAUACUGUAUACACUCAGACAAACGUUUGUGGACACCUGAGCAUAAGAUCUCCACUCUUCUGGGAAGAUUUUCCACUAUAUU